Messenger RNA from Solanum stenotomum, 557 nucleotides. Its product is annotated as protein DESIGUAL 3-like. The transcript has 3 exons. The record is from RefSeq and is a predicted model, not a curated record. Bases 18 to 497 code for a protein of 159 amino acids. Lineage: Eukaryota; Viridiplantae; Streptophyta; Magnoliopsida; Solanales; Solanaceae.
UGUUUGCUCAUGAAAAUAUGGGCAAAUUGGUAAAAAUAUUUGCUGGUUUGCUAAUUGUGGCUUUGGAUAUUGUGGCUGGAAUUCUUGGAUAUAAAGCAGAAGCAGCUCAAAACCAGGCAAAACAUGUGACAUUAUGGUUGUUUGAGUGUAAUAAGCCAAGUCAUGAGGCAUUUGUUUUUGGCUUAGCUGCUGCAACUUUACUUGGAGUAGCUCAUGUUCUAGUCAACCUUCUUGGAGGCUGUAGUGUUUGUAGUAAUGAUGAUAUUCGUAAAGCCACACCAAUCAAGCAAUUAUCAAUUGCUUGUCUUGUUUUCACAUGGAUCAUAUUUGCAGCAGGAUUGAGUACACUGGUGAUUGGGACAAAGGGAAACCACAAGUCAAGAACAUCAUGUGGUUAUUUACAUCAUAAUUACCUAUCCAUUGGUGGAAUUCUUUGUUUUGUUCAUGCUCUAUUUUCUGUUGCAUAUUAUGUUGCAGCUAGUCAAAAUCUAGCUUAAACUUACAAAAAAAAAAAAAAAAAGACAAAUCACAGUUGUAUAAAUUGAUUAUGAAGAUUA